Molecule: messenger RNA, 3140 nt
Organism: Drosophila gunungcola (fruit fly)
Lineage: Eukaryota; Metazoa; Arthropoda; Insecta; Diptera; Drosophilidae
Exons: 7
Coding region: 48-3077 (1009 amino acids)
Biological process (GO): cilium assembly; cilium movement
Cellular component (GO): motile cilium; extracellular exosome
Molecular function (GO): protein binding
Source: RefSeq, a predicted model, not a curated record
UCCGUUAGAGUUCAAAAAUAAACACAAUUCAAAAGUUUGAAUGAAAAAUGGCGCCAAAAAAGGGGAAAAAGGGCGCGGCAGUUAAACCGGAAGAGGACCUGGGCAACCAUCCACAGCCGCCGAAUGUCUUCCUGUACAUCCAACUUGCCAGGAUCAGCAAUCUGCCGCAAACGCGGCAUCCACUCGAGAUUCACAUCAGUCAAGGAGACAGUUUGAUCGUCAAAUGCGAUGAGCACUACAACACGGAUGGAAUUAUAGUGCAGGGCGAGUUCUACGGCAAGCCCACAUUCACGUUGAUCUUCCAGCAGGACAAUGUGGACAGGAUCAAUCAUGCGGCGGACAAUCCCCUCCUGAUUCAAUUUUAUAUGAGGGUGUUUCCCGGUACGGGUGACUUUUUGUUGGACGAAACAGAGGACGAAAUGUUGGAGGAGGAGGAUGCAGACAAUCUGGACUCCGUGGACUCCGAUUUCGUUUCUUCUGCGAUAGAAACAACGGAGACAAUGAAGCUGCAACUUCUAUGUGUGGGCUAUCUGGACGUGAUCAAGUUGUUUGGCCAUCGACGCAGCAUGAUCAGUGAGCAACUCUUUCUUUAUCCCAUGCCGGAUGUGUCCAAUGAACUGAGAUGCACCGUUCACACGGAGUGGCAUCUCUAUACCCUACUGCCCAUUGCCAAAAUGUUGACCUUCACCAACAUGACCUUCGUGACCUUUGAGAGCAUCUACAAUUUGAAAGAGGAUUAUAUUCUGGAUCUGGAAUCCUUAAGGGUUCGCCUGAGUUUUCGUUCCCGACUGCCCAGUGAACGCAAUGACUACACAUUCAUUCCGCUCUGUGAAUUCGGGAAUUUGGAGCGAAAGGUGAUCGGCACGCAGGAUAAUCACCAUGUCUUCGAGUCCUUCCGGCAGCGAGUGUGUCCUUGGAACGUGACCGGCUUGAAGUCCGCCAUGGAGGUGGAAAUGCAUCGCAUCUUCUCGGAACUGUUCUACUCCGAGGGCCUCACCGUGGACUUUGAGGAAAUCGAGCAGGUGGUGGACGAGGCACUCGUCUGCAACUCCUUCCACCGCUUCAUCCUCACACAGAAGAUGGCCGACAUCCUGUCGCUUGCCAUCACCUGUCAGCAAUAUGUCCUGGCAGUGGAGGUGUUCCAAAGUCUGCAUGGCACCGCCAAGCCACAGAAAGUUUUCCAGGGCGUUCUGGAUCCCUCUAUAAUGGCCUUUCCGGGCGUGCAAAACAUGAGGUUCGCUGUCCAGCUGGACUACCUGGGAAAGCUAAAGGCCAAAAAGCAGAUAAGCGAGGGCAGCGUGAAGAGUUUGGAACGCCAAAGAGUGCUGCCCACGUUCGCCAUUAUCAAAUUGUGCCUUUUAGCGCCGAUUGGGGAGAUCUACAAGGAACUUAAAGUGUUCCGCGAUAGCUUCAUUCGCCAGAAUCGCCUGCUCUUCUGCGAUGCUCCCUACAAUGCCCAUAAAGCGCUGACACUUUCUGAAAUCCAAAUGGAAUCCUACGCCCGCUUCGACAAAUUCAUCCGGGAUUGCAUAGCUUUCAUUAUCGACAAGAAGGUGAUGAAGGUCGAGGAUAAAAAGCAACACUUUUGCUGUGCCGUUCAAAACUUGACCAAUAUCCUGAUGAAAUUGGUGGGCAGUGUCUACAAUACGAGGACUCCCACUUCGACAAAUGUGGAAUUUGCGAAUCUCUGCAGUACGGCCUACAACGAUUUAGAACCUCGUAUCCAUUCCAUUGUGGAGAAAAUUGAGAACGAAGGCUUUGAAAAUUAUUCAGUCAAUAAGCAUAUUCAAAUAGAGCGAAUCAUCGACUACUUGAACACCAUCAAGUUACUAAGUUUAGUGAAUGAUGACAGCCUGGGCAAUCUUUUGCUUGAGAAGGCUACCACCGAGUUUCCUUCGGACGAACGCUUUUGGUUCUACAUGCUUAUCGCGAACAUGGAGCGUGGAGAACUGGACAAAGCUAAGCUCUACUUUAAUAAGAAUCACCUGGCGGAUGCCCAUGAAUAUUUUGCGGGCUGGAUUAAAUUGUACAUCAACUAUGUGGACACUCGCGAUAAUCCGGAAACAUCAGCUGAUUGCACGGAGUGUCUGUUGAAGAGCAUUACCAGCUAUGCUGAGAAGAAUCCUCGACAGCAGGAUGCCUGGAUCCUGCUAUACUGUUAUUACAAACGAUUUAAGUACGAACCGGGAUGUGCUUUCGCCCGCUGGCGAUUCGAGGAUCAGCAUUCCACCAGCAAGGUCAGCAAGUCCGAGGCUCCUCACAGCCUUUGGGGUCUCUUCCUAUCCCUGAACAUCACAUUUCCAUCCAGUCGAGGAAGCCUCAUCUACGACGUCUUCAAGAUCUUUGUGCGCCUGGGACUCUACGAAUUUGCUCAGGUUGUUUUUGCCACCGUGGAGCAUCUGGUUAGGGAUGCGGAUCGAUAUAUGAUCAACACUCAGUUGGCUCUGAUGCUCAACCAACUGGAUGAGGACUUUGUGCCACAGAGCUUUGAAUUUGGAGAAGAAGAGGGAGCUGAUCAAUUGGCCGCCAUGAAUGCUCAGGUCAAUGGAAAUGUGGAGUAUUACCGAGGAAAUCUGGAAGAAGCGGCUCUCUACUACGAAUGCUGUUUGACCCUGCCACCUCCAGAGGUCAAUGAACGUGACUACUUCGAGUUGAGCAGAUUGCGCCUCGGAUAUAUAUCCUAUGAACUGGGCGACUACCAUAAAUGCAUCGAAGCCCUGAACUUUACGUUCGCCGGAGAGUUGCUGACCGUCGUGGCAGACUAUAUGAUAGGAAAAGCUUAUUACAAAUUGGAUCACUUGGAGAUGGCCCUCCAGUGCUUUGCCAAAUCCACCCGGAUUGAUACACAUGUGCCCAACGUUUGGGGAUUCCUGGCAUUGAUCAACCUGCGACUGGGCGACAACUAUAAGGCCAUCGAGUGCUGGAAGUACGCCAAAAUAGAGCCCAACCGUUCGAUUGAAGACCUUAUGAUCUACGAGGAACUGGAUGCCUUUGACUACGAUGCCGUUGACUUGUAUAUCGAUGCACCUGGUCAGUUGACCGAGGACAUUUUGGAGGAAACGCUGUCAGGCGGGUAGAGAUUGUAUAUAUAUUGUGUGUGUGUGUGUGUGUGUGUUUCGAAAACCCAUAAAGUCCAAAGC